Messenger RNA from Erinaceus europaeus (western European hedgehog), 2255 nucleotides. It is a transcript of the gene HOXC13, whose product is annotated as homeobox C13. The coding region runs from base 76 to 1047 and encodes 323 amino acids. The transcript is spliced from 2 exons. NCBI's taxonomy places the organism in Eukaryota, Metazoa, Chordata, Mammalia, Eulipotyphla, Erinaceidae. Gene Ontology annotation, biological process: regulation of transcription by RNA polymerase II. The record is from RefSeq and is a predicted model, not a curated record. Gene Ontology annotation, molecular function: RNA polymerase II cis-regulatory region sequence-specific DNA binding; DNA-binding transcription factor activity, RNA polymerase II-specific.
GGAGGCAGCGAGGUGUCUCCCCAGAUCGCUGCCUCUGGCAAGUGGAGUUUUUAAAAAGCUCGGGCAGAUCAUGUCAUGACGACUUCGCUGCUGCUGCACCCGCGCUGGCCCGAGAGCCUUAUGUACGUCUAUGAGGACAGCGCGGCCGAGGGCGGCGGCGGCGGCGCGGGCGGAGCGGGGGGCGGCUGCGGCGGAGCGAGCCCCGGCAAGGCCCCCAGCAUGGACGGGCUGGGCAGCGGCUGCCCGACCAGCCACUGCCGGGACCUGCUCCCGCACCCCGUGCUGGGCCGCCCGCCCGCACCCCUGGGCGCCCCCCAGGGCUCCGUCUACACGGACAUCCCGGCCCCUGAGGCAGCUCGCCAGUGCGCCCCGCCGCCCGCGCCCCCCACCUCGUCCAGCGCCGCCACCCUGGGCUAUGGCUACCCCUUCGGCGGCAGCUACUACGGCUGCCGCCUGUCGCACAACGUGAACCUGCAGCAGAAGCCCUGCGCCUACCACCCAGGCGACAAGUACCCGGAGCCGUCGGGCGCGCUGCCCGGCGACGACCUGUCCUCCAGGGCCAAGGAGUUCGCCUUCUACCCCAGCUUCGCCAGCUCCUACCAGGCGAUGCCCGGCUACCUGGACGUGUCGGUGGUGCCGGGGAUCAGUGGGCACCCGGAGCCGCGCCACGACGCGCUCAUCCCCGUCGAAGGCUACCAGCACUGGGCUCUCUCCAACGGCUGGGACAGUCAGGUGUACUGCUCCAAGGAGCAGUCGCAGUCCGCCCACCUCUGGAAGUCUCCCUUCCCAGACGUGGUUCCCCUUCAGCCUGAGGUGAGCAGCUACCGGCGUGGGCGCAAGAAACGGGUGCCCUACACCAAGGUGCAGCUGAAGGAGCUAGAGAAGGAGUACGCGGCCAGCAAGUUCAUCACCAAAGAGAAGCGCCGGCGCAUCUCAGCCACUACGAACCUCUCCGAGCGCCAAGUCACCAUCUGGUUCCAGAACCGGCGGGUCAAAGAGAAAAAGGUGGUCAGCAAAUCGAAAGCACCUCAUCUCCACUCCACCUGACCGCCUGCUGCUCCACCAGCGGUUCUGCCCCGUCUAUUUAUGUCGCUGCUUUGUACCACAAUGGAGCCCACAGAAGGACCCUUUGCUGAUGCAGACAGAUAUUUAAUAUUAACAAGCAAGAUGACUCCUGCUGUAGGGAGGCAGAGAGGAAUGGAGGUCCCACACCUGACCCCACCCUCAAACCCCACCCCUUUUAGACGGGGCUUACCGGGACUUUGGAAGUGGGGCUAGGUGGGCCUGGUAGCAAGGCUGCCUGUCCUCGCUCCCCUUGCCCGCAUCCCUUGCCUGGUCUGAAAGCCUAUGGAAAGCAGAGAAGAGCUCAACUAUUCCAACCGAAGCAGGGAUGGGGGAUCCCCAUCCACCCCCUUCUUGCUUGAGCAGCUAGAGCCCUGUUGAGGGCUCUGUGGCACUGACAGGGUGCAGGGUCUAGUGGGCAGCAGUGUCCUUCUCCCAGUCCCACCUGCUCCCCACUCCAAAGGUUCUCCUUAGUUAAGCAGUGAGAAGAUUUCCCAGUGAAGGUUUUCUGUCUCUGUGUUUUCUGUGUCUCUGUCUCGGGGGACUUUCCAAGUCCCACUAAUAGAUAGUGGCUAGGGGUCUGGCAUUGUGAGUGGAGUGCUGGCGGCUUUCUGGCUUUUGUUCUUCCUUUCCUGUCCCAUCAAAAGCUGGAACUGACCAAGGAGCUACCUAUCCCCUAGAAACCAUUAAACUGAAUUUCUCUGGAGCCACCUUUGCCCACUCUCUGCCUCUGCCAUUUUGCUCCAGGGUCACCAUUCUGAAAUCAAAGGACAGAAACUCCAGCCAAGCUGCUAAUGUGUCUCUUCUCUCCUCUGUCUUUCUUUGGUGAGGUUGGGGGGAGUCAGACCAGGGGCAGAACAUAACUGGGUUUUUUUUCCCCCUAAAGAAAGGGCAAGCCUCUCUUCCAAGGGUCCAGACAGUCCCCAGAAUCCCCUUCUCCCUUUCAGCAGUAGCUCAGAAAAGAGGCCUCCCACUUUCACUUUUUCUGAGUGUGCAGAAGAAAGCGGGCUUCUUCUAGGAGGCCAAACUGGGCCCCAAUUAGUCAGCUAAGGUCUAUCCUGUCUAACGUUUCCCUCCUUUAAGACCAGUUUGGUGCUGGGGACCCCUUACCUCCCUUCCCAUGGGCACAUUACAAAACAGUGUUCUUUUGAAAUGUUCAUCAGAAAUAGGCUUUUUUAAAAAAAUAAAAACAA